AUGUUUGAACCACAAAACAACUCCUCUUCUGUGGUUGUGAAGCUUCCACUCUUUCUACUCCUCUCAUUCGUGUUGAUCAAGGAAGGAGGACAAGUAUGGGCUCAAGAAAUUGAAAGAUCCGAUGAUUGGGAUCAAAUUUCAUCAGGCCGAUGGUUUUCUUCCAAACAGAAUACGAGUUGGUGGUUGGCUGUGAUGGUAGCGGUCAUGGUAUUGAUCUUGGCAAAAUUGAUACAUUCCGUUUAUCAAGUGUUUCAACAAAUGAACAAAUUGAAGGAAAUUCCUGGCUCUUGGCAAUUCUUAUUCUCUCCCAUUCGAAUUCCCUUCUUUGCUCCUUACUUUUAUUUAAAUAGUGCUUUUCAAAUGCAAAAAGUGAUUGAAAAAUUUGGAGAUCCUGAAACGAAAACAUUUCGUCUAAGUCUUCCAGAUAAGAAUAUUGUCUACGUUUCAGAUAAGAACAUGUUGAAAGAGGUAAUGGUCACGAAAUCGAAUAACUUUGAAAAGCCCAAACCAAGCUACGAGUUGUUGAAUAUCUUUGGAGAGAGCAUUCUAACCUGUUUGAAUAAUGAAACUUGGAAAAAACAUUUCAAAGUGUGCAGUCCUGGAUUCUCUCCAGUGAAUUUACAAUUCAUGUGCAAAGUAGCAGUGAAAACUUGUGAUUUAUUGUUUGAAAAAUGGGAUAAACAGUUAGAGGGAAAGAAGGAAUUCAUGUUGCAAGUGGGUAAUUAUUCAGACGUGACUUUAGAUAUUCUUGGCAAAGCAGGUUUUGGUGUGGAUUUGGGUAUUUUCACAAAGAACGAAAAAGGAAUUCAAUUUCGAAUGGCCAUGGAUACCCUCAUCACCAAAGAUAUUGCCUUGAGAAAUUUUGUGAAAAGACGUUCUGAACUGCUGUAUCCUCUGUUUGCUUGGUGGUUUGGAACCGAUAAAGCAACAAAAGUGUGCUCAGAAACUCUUGAUGAAGUAAUCAAUUCCAGAAGAAAACAACUCAUGGAAAAAUCUCAUCUUUCUGCUUCUUCAGAAGAAUCAGAUCAAGGUCAUGAUAUUUUGAGUUUAUUAGUUGAAGCCAAUUUAAGCGAAAAGUUACUGAACGAUGGUGAACUCAAAAGCAAUGCAUUUAUCUUGUCUUUGGCAGGUCAUGAGACAACAUCAACUUUGUUGCAAUGGGUGACCUAUGAAAUCUCAAAAAGACCAGAAGUUCAAGAACGACUCUUCAAAGAAGUUCAAAAGGUUCUCAACGGAAGAGAUCCAACUUUUGAUGAUUUUGAAAAACUUGAAUAUGUGAAUAUGGUCAUUAUGGAAGCUUUGAGAUAUCACCCACCUGUCACAACUAUUGUAAAACAUGUUGCCAAGAAAGCUACAACCUUGGGUAAAUUCAACAUUCCAAAAGGAACUCAAAUUCAUGCAUUCAUUUUGGACAGUCACACAAGAUCAGAUAAUUGGGGAGAAAGUGUGAAUGAAUUCAAUCCUGAUCGAUUCAAGGAUGCUGAAACCAGAGAACGCGUUCAACAUGAUUUUACUUGGAUUCCUUUUAGUGGAGGUAAUAGAAAAUGCAUUGGAUACAAAUUCUCAUUGAUGGAAGGAUGCAUGUUGUUAUCCAAACUUGUUCAAAAGUAUCAUUUUCGAUUAAUGAAUGAUGAAAGUGUGGAUCCAGUUGGUACUAGAACUAUUGUCGUGAAUAGACCUACAAAUUUGAAGGUAGCUGUGUCUAAAAGAGAAAGCCAUUAA
Naegleria lovaniensis is the source of this 1722-nucleotide messenger RNA. RefSeq lists its product as uncharacterized. The record is from RefSeq and is a predicted model, not a curated record. NCBI's taxonomy places the organism in Eukaryota, Heterolobosea, Eutetramitea, Acrasida, Naegleriidae. Gene Ontology annotation, molecular function: iron ion binding; heme binding; monooxygenase activity. Bases 1 to 1722 code for a protein of 573 amino acids. The transcript is spliced from 4 exons.